Rotaria sp. Silwood1 is the source of this 348-nucleotide messenger RNA. Lineage: Eukaryota; Metazoa; Rotifera; Eurotatoria; Philodinida; Philodinidae. The record is from the annotation of a GenBank genome assembly.
AUGGGCCUUCUAUCAACAGAUGGGUUUGUAAAAGCUUAUGCUAUAGCUGCAAUAAGUAAUGUAAGCGAUACAAUUGCCAUGGAUGCGAUAAACAUUCCAGAUAUGAAUUCAAAUUCGACUGUAAUCACCAACUCAAUUGUGUUUAGUAUUGCUGCACUUGAUUACAAAUAUGAUCAAAAUGCACCAGUAUACAUAAAGCGAGACGAUAUUCAUCUUACCAAUCAAACUGAUUAUCAAAAACCAACAGUUACACUACCACCACCAUUAGAUAACUUUGCCAUGACUUUGGGAUCAUCAAUAAUACAUUUCAUUUUAUACAUGUUGACCUUCUUUGUAAUGCUUCAUUAA